This is a messenger RNA of Coniosporium apollinis CBS 100218, 789 nucleotides long. Its product is annotated as 20S proteasome subunit beta 6. Gene Ontology annotation, cellular component: proteasome core complex. The transcript has 2 exons. The record is from RefSeq and is a predicted model, not a curated record. Bases 1 to 789 code for a protein of 262 amino acids. NCBI's taxonomy places the organism in Eukaryota, Fungi, Ascomycota, Dothideomycetes.
AUGGCCGCCAUCUUCACAGGUGCGCCGCCGAACAGCGGACCAGGCUACUCCUUCACGCAAACCCCAGCGCCGACAUCAGCAUCCGAGCCACGACAGCACGCCUUCUACCCUUACACCGACAACGGCGGCUCCACCCUCGGCAUCUCCAGCUCCAACUUCACCAUCCUGGCCGGCGACACCCGCAGCACGAGCGGCUACAACAUCAACACGCGCUACGCCCCCAAGCUCUUCCACAUCGACUCCGCAGACCCGUCCUCCCGGCUCGUCCUCUCCGUCGUCGGCUUCGCCGCCGACGGCGAAGCCCUCGCCGAGCGCCUCGACACCGUCGUAAAAAUGUACCGCUACCAGCACGGCAAGACCAUCAGCGUCGGGGCUGCAGCCCAGCGGCUCUCCCACGUGCUGUAUGGGAAGCGCUUCUUCCCGUACUACGUACAUGCCAUUCUCGGUGGGUUGGACGAAGAGGGCAAAGGCGCGCUCUACAGCUACGACCCUGUCGGGAGCUACGAGCGGGAGCAAUGUCGCGCGGCGGGCGCGGCGGCGAGUUUGAUAAUGCCGUUCCUGGACAACCAGGUCAAUUACAAGAAUCAGUAUGUGGCGGGGAGCGGGGUCGGGCAUGAGUUGCAGCAGCGGGAUCCGCGGCCGUUGGAGAGGAAGGAGGUGGAGGAGCUGGUCAGGGAUGCAUUUACGAGUGCGGUCGAGAGGCAUAUUGAGGUCGGGGAUGGGCUGCAGAUGAUGGUUAUCACGAAGGAGGGGGUUGAGGAGGUGUACAGGGAGUUGAAGAAGGAUUGA